Messenger RNA from Pyricularia grisea, 1762 nucleotides. RefSeq lists its product as uncharacterized. The transcript is spliced from 3 exons. Gene Ontology annotation, cellular component: mitochondrion. The record is from RefSeq and is a predicted model, not a curated record. Gene Ontology annotation, molecular function: acyl-CoA dehydrogenase activity; flavin adenine dinucleotide binding. The coding region runs from base 228 to 1565 and encodes 445 amino acids. NCBI's taxonomy places the organism in Eukaryota, Fungi, Ascomycota, Sordariomycetes, Magnaporthales, Pyriculariaceae.
GGGCGGACCUAAGACGAACUGGCGUUCAGUCUCCGACUUGCACUCUGCAUCUACCUGCAACAAACUUCCUUAGAUCUGGCAACUAAGGGCAAAAGCUAAUUUCUUCGUUGUUUUCUGUGAUUCCGCAUCUGACUCCCAUUUACCCGGAAAUCAUCAUUUGCUUUACUGCGCAUCAUCAAACACUAUUGUUCAAUCGUGCAGGCUCACCUACUUACUUUGUUCACAUCAUGUCGUCGAUCGCUCGAGUUGUUCGCCCAGCGGCGAUCCGGAGGAGCCAGGCUGCCGCCUUUGCUGCUUUGUCUGCCUCAAGAAGGAGAUGUGUUGCUCCGCCAGUCCCUAGCAUGCAGCGUCUCGCCCGUACCUUCUCCAGCAGCCCCGCCCGCCGCUUCGACCUACAUGACCUCACACCUACACCCAUCACGCACCUUUCCGAGACCGAGGUGGCAAUGCAGGAAGCGGUUUCCAAGUUCGCCAAUGAUGUGGUCCUCCCCAAGGUGCGGGAAAUGGACGAGGCCGAGACCAUGGACCCCUCAAUUGUCGAGCAGCUGUUCGAGCAGGGCCUGAUGGGUGUCGAGAUCCCCGAGGAGUACGGCGGCGCUGGGAUGAACUUUACUUCUGCCAUCGUUGGAAUCGAGGAGCUGGCGCGUGUCGACCCCUCCGUCUCCGUUCUGGUCGACGUCCACAACACACUCGUAAACACGGCCAUCAUCAAGUGGGGCUCUGCCGAGCUAAAGAAGCGAUUCCUCCCGCGCCUGGCUACCGAGACUGUCGGAUCCUUCUGUCUGAGCGAGCCGGUGAGCGGAUCGGAUGCAUUUGCGCUCGCAACCAAGGCUACCGAGACGAGUGAUGGAUUCAAGAUCUCGGGCAGCAAGAUGUGGAUCACCAACUCGAUGGAGGCAGAGUUCUUUAUUGUCUUUGCAAACCUAGACCCUGCCAAGGGUUACAAGGGUAUCACCGCUUUCGUAGUGGAGAAGGGCACCAAGGGCUUCAGCAUCGCCAAGAAGGAGAAGAAGUUGGGCAUCCGAGCCAGCAGCACUUGCGUGAUCAACUUUGAUGACGUAGAGAUCCCCAAGGAGAACUUGCUUGGUGAGAAGGGUGCCGGUUACAAGUAUGCCAUAGGACUACUGAACGAGGGCAGGAUAGGCAUUGCUGCGCAGAUGACUGGACUUGCUCUGGGUGCUUGGGAGAAUGCAGCAAGGUACUGCUGGAACGACCGCAAGCAAUUCGGCCAACUGAUUGGCGAGUUCCAGGGCAUGCAGCACCAAAUGGCGCAGUCCUAUGUGGAGAUUGCCGCGGCGCGGGCGCUGGUGUAUAACGCUGCGCGCAAGAAGGAGGCCGGAGAGGACUUUGUUCGCGACGCCGCGAUGGCCAAGUUGUACGCGUCUCAGGUUGCAGGUCGCGUCAGCGGCCUGGCUGUUGAAUGGAUGGGCGGUAUGGGUUUCGUGCGCGAGGGACUGGCCGAGAAAUUCUUCCGCGACAGCAAGAUCGGCGCCAUCUACGAGGGAACGAGCAACAUCCAGCUCAACACUAUUGCAAAAUCUCUGCAGAAGGAGUACACCUCUUAGAUUAAUGAAAUUGUUUGGUUUGGAUGAGGGAUGGCAGAGUUCUUUUGGGGUAAAAAUGUCUUUUGCCAGAUCAUCGAGUUAGACCUAGAUGCCAAAUUCCCAGUUUCAAUGUUCGGAUUUUUUUUUUCUCACCUUUAUGUAACUUGGCCUGACUGAGAAAUGAACACAAUAAAGUCUUCUUCAAGUGGGAAGCCGGG